Aphis gossypii (cotton aphid) is the source of this 2532-nucleotide messenger RNA. RefSeq names its product sodium-independent sulfate anion transporter-like. The transcript is spliced from 11 exons. The coding region runs from base 257 to 2224 and encodes 655 amino acids. Lineage: Eukaryota; Metazoa; Arthropoda; Insecta; Hemiptera; Aphididae. Gene Ontology annotation, cellular component: membrane. The record is from RefSeq and is a predicted model, not a curated record. Gene Ontology annotation, biological process: transmembrane transport. Gene Ontology annotation, molecular function: secondary active sulfate transmembrane transporter activity.
ACAAUCUCUUAUAAACUAGUCACCUAACCGCUUGUGAUAGUUUUACUAUUGAUUCAUAAUACAUUAAUACCUAAUAAAAAGAUUAACGUUUUUAUUACGUUAAACUGUAAUUAUUUGUUCUUAUUUAAAUAUUUGUGUCUACUCAACAAUUUCUCGUGUAUUUAUAUGGUCUCAUUUUCAAACGUUUUUAUCACUGUUUUACAAUAGGGUUUAACUGUAUGUUAUUCUAUAUUAUGUGCUUAUAGUUUGUAAAUAAAUGGACAAUCCGAAGUAUGAACAUGACAAUGGUUCACAACAAAAUUCAACUAUUAACAAUGGCAAUUUACAGUUAAAUUAUGGCACAGGAAACAAUGAUGUUAUCUUGGCAGUGGAUGAUGCGGAAUUGUCAAAAAUUACUUCUAAUCAGAAUAAAAUAUUUAUCCAACAUACCAAAGGCACUUUUCUAAAGAAUCCAACCAAUUUUACCAAAAGAAAACUAUUUAUAUUGCAAUGGAUUUUCAUUUACUCGAGUGAAGACUUUCUUGGCGAUCUCUUAGCCGGCAUUACGAUCGGCUUAACUGUAAUACCUCAAUCAAUGGCAUUGGCCAGCAUAGUCGGAAUACCAGCUCAGUAUGGUCUUUAUAGUUCAUUUGUGGGAACAUUUAUUUACUUACUGUUUGGCACAAGUAAAGUAGUCCCGAUGGGACCCACCGCCAUUGUGGCGCUUUUGAUUAACAACACGAUCGGGACCCGAGGACCGGCGUACGCGACGUUGUUAUGCUUCUUGACGGGUGUCAUCCAGACGCUGAUGAGCUUCGCGGGUUUGGGGAUCAUCGUCAAUUUUAUAUCAGUUCCGGUGUGCUCGGGGUUCACGUCUGCCGCAGCCAUUCUUGUCAUUACUUCCCAACUGAAAGACCUGAUCGGCGUCAAGGGUGGCGGUGGAAACCUGUUGAAAAUGUGCAGAACCGUAUUGGAGCACAUCAGUAAUAUUAGCAUAGGAGACACAAUCAUGGGGUUUGCGUGCAUAGGGACGGUGAUGCUUUUAAAGGCAUUUAGUACUACGCGGAUAGGUCCAAAAGAAGAAGAACUACAAACUGCAUGGCAAAAAAAUGUAAACAAGCUCAUCUGGGCGAUCGGUGCAUUUAGAAAUUCAUUUGUAGUAAUCGUAUGUAGUAUUAUCUGUUAUUGUUGUGUACAUAAGACAAACCACGAUAUCACAUCUGAUUGGGCACCACCAAUCCCUUUCAAAGUCAUAGGAAAAAUACCCUAUGGAUUGCCUCAUUUCCAGUGGCCAGAGUUUAGCAAUUCUAACGAAAGUUUCUUGGACAUUAUUUUAUUCAUGGGCUCAGGCAUUAUUGUGAUACCGCUCAUAUCGUUACUUGAAAACAUAUCACUCUGCAGAACUUUUGCGGAAGGUAAGCCAAUAGACACAGAUCAAGAGCUAUUGGCAAUUGGAAUGGCGAACAUUGGCAAUUCGUUCUUUCAAGGUUUUGCCGGAUCUGGAGCCAUCGCUAGAGGAGCGCUUAACUAUUCGAGUGGCGUACGCACGCCCCUCGGAGGACUGUACACGGGACUUACUGUUAUGGCGGCAUUGUUGUUUUUGACACCAUAUUUCUAUUACAUCCCGAAGACCUCACUAGCAGCCGUUAUAAUCGCUGCCUCAUUCAUGAUGGUUGAUGUCAAGAUGGUCAAAUACGUUUACAAUUCAAAAAAAAAAGAUUUGGUGCUCAUGUUGAUCACGUUUUUCUCAUGCUUGUUUCUUCCAUUGGAAUACGGCGUGCUCAUCGGCAUCGUUGCAAACGUCGGGUUCAUAAUGUGCAGUGCUGCCAAACCCAAAAUAUCUAUCCAAGUUCAAAAGAAUUGCGAUGGAAUUAAAUACCUGUUGCUAACACCCGACAGAUAUUUGAUAUUCCCUUCGAUGGAAUACGUACGACAAACGAUAACCAAACACGGCCUCGCUCUUGGAAUCCCAGUUGUCAUCGACGGUUCCAGUAUAUUCGAGGCAGAUUUCACAACGGCAAAUGUAUUUUCCAUGAUGUCACUGGACUUUUCAAAAAAAGGUCAAUAUCUGUAUUUGUAUAAUCUAAAGCCCAGCGUAGCUAGUGUCUUUAAAGGAAUAAAAAACUGUAAUAUUUAUUUGUGUGCAAAUAAAGACGAGUUAAACGAACUGCUAAGAAAUCAUUUCGGACCAUCACAAAUUCAAGAACAAUAUCAAAACGAAACAAUUUGGACAUCAAAAAUGUAAACUUAAAUUGAAUGAUCUCUAAAUAAAAUACAAUAUAUUCAAAUCGGCUUAAGUAAAAAUAUGUGUUCGAUAAUUUAAGAUUUAGAUAUUUUGAUUACAACCCGAGUGGGAUGUAAUUAUUUGAUCAAGAUAUGAUAUCAUGUACAUAUAUAAUACGCCGUGUUCUAGCACGUAAAAUAAAACUUAUAAACCUACAUUUUAUUAAAUUAUAUAAAAGAGCAUAGAUUUAUGUACAAAUUGUUAUCAAGUUGUGUUUCUUGUUAUUGUGUGUUUUAUAUUAAUAAAUAUAGAUCGGUAUUGUUAUAAUA